AUGGAAAUUAUUUUAAAGAAUAAAGCUACUGAGAAGCUCUAUCUCAACGAAAAAUUGGCGGAUGUACAUUUCGCAUUCAAUGUGGGCGAUGAAAUCCACAAGGUGCCAGCCAACAAAGCCAAUCUAGCAGCAUUAAGUCCGGUUUUUGAUCGCAUGUUCUACGGAUCGUUGACAGAAGAUGGAGACGUUAAAAUAGUCGAUGCAUCCGUCGAGGCGUUCAAAGAGUUUUUGCAAAUAUUUUAUUUGGGUGAAGUGACGCUAACCAUUGAGAAUAUUGAAACGGUUGCUCGUUUGGCUGAUAAGUACGAUGUCCUUGCGUAUUUAAACGAUUGUGCGACAUUCACUCAAAACGAAUUGACGAUAGACAACAUGUUCUGGGGACUUCAACUGGCAUUGUUCCUGAAGAAUCAAACAUUGACCGACUAUUGUGAGAGAAAAAUCAAUGAGUCACCCAAAGAAGUAUUCGCAUCGGAUGCAUUUCGACGAUGUGACAAAGAAACACUGGAACACAUUUUGAAGCUGAAUUUAUCUUGUGAAUCGAUUGAUGUGUUCAAUGCGUGCAUGGAUUGGGCGAGAUAUGCAUGCAAACUAGAUGGUUUGGAUGAAAAACAGGCGAUAAAUCUACGAAACCAGCUCGGCGACCAUUUAAAGUUGAUUCGAUACGAUGAAAUGUCACUCGAAGAAUUCACUGGAAUACACGUGGCAAAUAAAGGACUAUUCAAUUCGGAAGAAUUUGAAGAUAUAAUGCUUACAUUAACAAUGGAUAAAUACAAAUCGAAAAUAUUCAACCUGAAUCCACGUCAGUACAUAUGGAGCAACGACAACGAAUUGCAAUGUACACGAGUAUUGCAAAGCAUGGUAGAUCAUAAAAUUGGAGAAGUGGAAGUGCUAUCCUUCACAUCAAAUCAACCCGUUCUGUUAGGAAAUAUCCAAUGCUCAUUAACUAAAGGUGGGUUAUUUCUGCAUGGUUCUUAUGUAGAAGUUGACAUCGCUCAAGUGGAAGAUGAGACUUUUCGUAUUUCAAAACUUCUUCACAACGGAGGAUUUAGAGCAAACCAGGAAGAUGAUAACCAAAUGGCUUUAGAAAAACCAAUUUUCAUCAAACCUCACACAAUGUACGAAAUUCGCACGACUUUAAGUGUUAGUCAAAAUAGUUGGUGCGAUAAAUUAUGGUUGCCAAGGGUAGAGCUUGAUAAAGGGCUGAAAAUCACUUUCCAUCGAAAUCCAUAUUUGAACUAUAACAACUCCAUUUAUGGCUGGAUUUCUUCAUUGGAAUUGAACAGGAUUUGA
This is a messenger RNA of Sitodiplosis mosellana (orange wheat blossom midge), 1290 nucleotides long. RefSeq names its product BTB/POZ domain-containing protein 6-B-like. Bases 1 to 1290 code for a protein of 429 amino acids. NCBI's taxonomy places the organism in Eukaryota, Metazoa, Arthropoda, Insecta, Diptera, Cecidomyiidae. Gene Ontology annotation, molecular function: protein binding. The transcript has a single exon. The record is from RefSeq and is a predicted model, not a curated record.